Molecule: messenger RNA, 9921 nt
Organism: Astyanax mexicanus (Mexican tetra)
Lineage: Eukaryota; Metazoa; Chordata; Actinopteri; Characiformes; Acestrorhamphidae
Gene: nsd1b
Product: nuclear receptor binding SET domain protein 1b
Exons: 23
Coding region: 836-6583 (1915 amino acids)
Biological process (GO): regulation of DNA-templated transcription
Cellular component (GO): nucleus; chromatin
Molecular function (GO): histone H3K36 methyltransferase activity; protein binding
Source: RefSeq, a predicted model, not a curated record
AGUAGGGUAGCCGUGCCGAUUGGCUGCUCAUAGACAUACAGCCAGGGCUAGAAACACAACCAGGGGCAGGUCGACAGCAAGGAAACAAGAAUCAUCCCAUCCACCUCAAUUGAAAAAAAGUAGAGCCGGCGUGACGAAACGUCGAGGUAACGUGUCGCCUGAAUGUGGCGAUCGAGGACGGAUUUCUCUCCUCUGUGUGUGCAAUGGAUGUGUUUUGUGUGUGUAUGAGAGAGUGAGAGUGAGUGUGUUUUAUUUAUUCAGAAAGGGGCCGCUGGUACAGUGCUCGCGCUAGCCUGAAGUGGCAGGCACAGGAAUAUGAGGAGGCUCAGGUUCUUGGCCUAGCGUUGCCGCUGCUGCCGCUGCUGGGAUUUGUUGAUCCACUUUCACAAUUGAGGAAAAAAGGCCGUUUCUCGAGCGAAAUCGGGCUCUUUGCAGCAACGAUGAGCACGAGCGGUUCGUGAAUGAAACAUGGCAGUAUGAGCUGCCUCACAGCCAUCUUGGAGGAAUGCAGCAGCAAACAGAUGCACAGGUCCACAACAGCCCAAAGGAACUGACAAUCCUGUCUCAUCACAUGGGAAACAUUGCCCACCAGAGGCAUGGACACCGGCCUUCUGCUCUACAUCCACUUAUCAGCAGAAAAUUAAGGACCACUGCCUACCUUACAGUCCCCUGAGAAGACUCCAGUGCCUGACCUUUGUGGAGAACUGCCCACUGAGUUUGUAGACUAGGAUCUACAGAGUCCAUAGUAAUGGUUUUCACGUGACUCGCUUGGGUUUUCCUACUUUGCCAGUGGAAUCCAGUUAACAACACUACUUCUUUCUCAGAAUCACAAAAAAUGGACACAGCUUUGCCUGAUGCUACAACUGACAACAACAACUGCAUGUCCCCUCCCAGUCCUGCCUUCAGUCUUGAUUCAUCCAGUCCAUUUGAAAAUGGCCUACACUUUGAGUCCAUUUUGUUUGAGGAUGAAGAGGAGGAAGAUGAUUUCGAUACAGAGACAAGGUCUUUGUUGGAAAAGCCUUGUAGCAGCCCUAAAAAUGACUUCCUCAACAAUACAAACUCAAAGAUUAAAUUCACGAUUGAGCCCUGUCUAUCCAAAGGCAAAACUCCAAAGGCCUGUACAUCAGCGGCACAAGACGACAACUUUGUGAAUGAGUCAGGGGCUGACUGCAGUCCAGCUUCUCUGCAGAUCAGCUGUCCAAAGACAAAACCUCUUCCAACAGUGAAGUACUUAGAAGGUGAAGUUAUAUGGGCCAAGUUUAACCGUAGACCAUGGUGGCCAUGCCGGGUGAUAGUUGAUCCAGCGUUGGGAACUUAUCACAGAAUAAAAGAACUAAGUGAUAAAUCUUCCUGUCAGUAUUACAUCAAGCCAUUUGGAGAACCUGAAGAAGUGACCUGGGUCUCUGAGAAAGCCACUCACAUAUUUGUAGGUGGAUAUCAGUUUCACAGUCUCCCUGGUCCAAAGAGAGGAGGAAGGCAACAAGAUGAAAACUGCAGAUACUCUGUACCCAAGAAGUUUCAGAGUUCUUGGAGUGCUAGUGUGGCAGAAGCAGAGGCAUUUUUCUUGGAGAAGCCCAGGAUGACCAGCCCAACUUUGGAUUUCUCAGAAAAAAGCUCAGCUGAUAGAACUGGAAGUGACCAUGAAAGUAAGGCAUUCAUCACACAGUUGCCUAUGGGAACCCUUGAAAGUGGUCAUCUACACAAUGGGAAGAUCAUCAAUAAAGAACCGAAUGUGUUGCCUAAAUCUAAAUGCAAGAAAAAGCAAAGAAAAUCAUCAACAGCACGCUUUAGUAAAUUGGAAGAAUUUGUUAGUGAAGAAGCAAUGGACAGUCCUUAUUCUGACAUCGAUUCAGUGCCACAAAUCCGCAGAUGCCCCAAAGGUAAUGAUCAAAAUACAAAAAGUUUCAUUUCUGAUCAUCCCUCAAAACAUUUUGUGACCCCAAAUGAUAAAGAGUCAAAGAAAAGCCCUGAAGGUCAGGGAGGCCUUUGGUUCACCAAAUCAGGAAAAGGCCAGACCAGUGGUGUGUUUAGUCGUGCAGGAAUCAAAUCUGUUAAUUGCUCCUUUGGGAAGGUAUCUUGUAAGAUUAAGAUGCCAGAUACACCAAUCAUGAAGUUCAGAGAUGGUCAAGUCACAGGGCCCGAGCACUCAUCUGUAGAAGCAAAGAAAACUAUUGACAGAAGAGUAGCAAGUCUUCCAGCUAGUAGUCGGCUGAUGACCAGAGCACUGAGGGCGAUGGAAGAAGCUGAGUUGCAGAAGAAGCCGACACCCAGCCAAAACCAAGAGCAAGCUUUUCCAGACGAUGAUCAAGGGAGCAACAUAUCUACAUCCAAAUAUACAUCUCACAAAAAGAAAAAAGUGAAAACAGCCUUUUCUCCUGACUUGAAAGUGGAAGCAAGUGAAACGUCCAGUAUUUCUUCAGAUGUCCUCUCUUUGAAAGAUGACGAUUUGGUCAAGUCUGAGGACGAAGCUUAUUUAAUAUCCCCAGAACCUUCUGACCGUAAUUCAAAUUGUAAACAAGAGACUUGUGUGUCAGAUGUUUCAAGCAGUUCAACUCCAUCUCCACUGCUUUUCAAUAUGCAAGAUUUCGAAGACAUGAAAGAAAUAAAUUUCAAGUCACUGGAAAGUGAAAAAAAUGGCAAGUCCACGACAUUACGAACAGAUGCUAACUAUAAAUUUAGCACAUUCCUGAUGUUGCUGAAGGAUGUCCACGAUAGUCGAGAAAAAGAUGGUAAGCCGUUAGUUCUGGAAUCUUUACCCACAAAUGUUCUGAUAAAAGAGGAGCCAUCCCUGAUUUCAGAAGAUCAUUUGAAGAAUGACUCUCAGAAUUGUGAAAAGGAGAAAAAUGUUUUUAAAUCCAAGCAUCAUCACAAAACAAAAUCAAAGUUGGUCCCAAAAAUAGCUAUUAAGAUCCCUCAGAAUGGAGAGACUGACAACUUCGUAUUUCAGGAACAUCAGACCGUUUCUAGUGUACCAAAAUGUGGCCGAAGGCCUAGCAAAAAAAGUCUGAAGUCUGGAGGGCACAGGAAGAACCUUAGUAAUACCGAUGUGCCUUGGGAGCUCCCAAAACAUGCUCGUAGGUUAGAUGACAUACAGACGCCAGGGUGCCAAGUCCCUUCAGAAGACCCCGAGAACAGUUUUUUUGGCAGUGUACCUAAAAAGCGCUGGCAGAAGUUUGACCAGGACAAUGAGCAGGUUCUACCUACAGACAUCAGAUGUGACCAAGAACAAGAACAGCCACAGAUAUUGCCUUCAGAACAGAAAAGUGUCCAAAUACCUGGAACAGAGGAUUCAGAUCUGUCUGCAUCAAGUAAAGUGAUGGAUUACAAUUCAGCAAACGUUGUUCCCAGCAGCAAGGAUGCUUCUAGUUUCCCCACAGACUGCAAGCGAAUCAGAAAGCCUAGCAAAAGACUCAUAGAGUGGACAGAGGAAUAUGACCAGAUAUUUUCCACUAAGAAGAAAGCAAGAAAAAAAACUGAACAGAAGGUUAUACAAAGCAGUUCCAGUGAGAUCAGUGAGAAUUUUUCAGGAAUACAGGAGCAUCAAGAAACAAUAAAAAGUGUUUUAAAUUCGCUGCCCGAAAUUCAGACACCUCCACCUGAAGAGAGGUCUAAGACGCCUCCCCCUGUAGAGAAUCCUCCAUGUCAAGAGGGUCAAGUUGUAUCUGUAGACACACUAACUCCACCUCCAGAAACAAUUCCAUUUCCAUAUGGUGAAAACUGUUUUAAGGACCAGCUUUCAACACAGAAUUGUUCAGCUAGUGGGGAUAGCACCUGCUUAAGCUCUAAAAGGCAAAGGAAACCUACUAAGAAAAUUCUUGAAAGUUCAAUUGAAGCAGAACCGAUUCUAAUGCCAAAAAAGAAGGUGAAGUCUCACAGGCACAAUUCUCCAGGACAUGCUGCUAGUUCAGGGUUUGGACAGUCAAAAAGUAAGAACAAGGAAUCUGCUUUGCUCACUUCUGAAGUGACCUGUGUCGUGGGAGAGACCACAGAGAAGGAGGCAGACAUAAUCCCUGAGAAAGUUAACCCAGAACCAGCUGAAGAUGGCAAAGACAACCUUAAAUCUGAGAUAAUCACCCCCAGUAAUGACUGUUCUCUUAACACUGAGAUAAGAGAAGAAUGUGAUGAAGGACUCUCACCUAAUAAGAAACUCCCAGCAGAGAAGGGAGGUGGAGCUUUACUGAGGGAUAAUGUUUGUCAGGUGUGUGAGAAACAGGGAGAGCUGCUUACAUGUGAAGGCCAGUGCUGUGCUGCAUUCCAUCUGAACUGUGUUGGCCUGGCUGAGUCUCCAAUUGGGAAGUUUUUGUGCCAGCAAUGUAUUUCUGGUAUUCAUGAAUGUUUUGCAUGUAAGAAGCUGGGAGAGGACGUGAGGCGCUGCAUUAUUCCUCUGUGUGGAAAGUUCUACCAUGGGGAGUGUAUUGCUAGCUAUGCGCCUACAGUGCCCUUAAACCGAGGCUUUCGCUGCUCCCUCCAUGCCUGUCUCACCUGCUUCAUCACUAACCCAAGCAACCCUUCUCUCUCAAAAGGCCGACUCACCCGCUGUGUCAGAUGCCCUAUAGCGUACCACGCCACGGAUUACUGUAUACCUGCUGGAAGUGUCAUUUUGGCCAACAACCUCAUCCUCUGUCCCAACCACUUCAUUCCACGCAAGGGUUGUCGUAAUCAUGAACAUGUCAACGUCAGUUGGUGCUUUGUGUGUUCAGAAGGGGGAAGCCUGCUUUGUUGUGAGUCCUGUCCUGCAGCCUUUCAUCGUGAGUGUCUUAAUAUCGACAUGCCAGAGGGCAGCUGGUUCUGCAAUGACUGUCGGGCUGGAAAGAAACCACACUACAAGGAGGUCGUGUGGGUUAAAGUGGGUCGAUAUAGGUGGUGGCCUGCAGAAGUCAGCAAUCCGAAGAACAUUCCAGAAAAUAUCCUUCGCAUGAGGCAUGACGUUGGGGAAUUCCCAGUACUGUUCUUUGGAUCAAAUGAUUAUCUGUGGACUUACCAGGCCCGUGUCUUUCCUUACAUGGAAGGAGAUGCCAACAGUAAAGAGAAAAUGGGAAAGGGGGUCGACUCUGUUUACAAGAAAGCCUUAGAGGAAGCUGCCAAAAGAUUCCAAGAACUGCAGGCAGAGAAGGAACUUCGUCAGCUUCAGGAGGACAGGAGAAAUGACAAGAAACCUCCACCCUACAAACACAUUAAGGCGAACCGACCAAUCGGUAAAGUGCAGAUCAUCACAGCUGACUUGUCCGAAAUCCCCCGCUGCAACUGCAGAGCUACAGAUGAGAGCCCGUGUGGAAUGGACUCAGAGUGCAUCAACCGUAUGCUGCUGUAUGAAUGCAAUCCUCAGGUGUGCCCAGCAGGAGAGAAAUGCCAGAACCAGCGCUUUCUGAAGCGCGAGUACUCCGAGGUGGAGAUUUUCAGAACACUGUCACGAGGUUGGGGCCUACGUGGCUGUCACGACAUCAAAAAGGGGGAUUUUGUAAAUGAAUAUGUUGGAGAAGUGAUCGAUGAGGAAGAAUGCCGAGCUCGGAUCAGGCAAGCUCAGGAGAAUGACAUUGGGAAUUUCUACAUGUUGACACUGGACAAGGACCGCAUUAUUGAUGCAGGACCCAAAGGAAACGAGGCCAGAUUUAUGAACCAUAGUUGCCAGCCCAACUGUGAGACCCAAAAAUGGACAGUGAAUGGAGACACUCGGGUUGGGCUUUUUGCCUUGGUAGACAUUUCCGCUGGUACGGAGUUAACGUUUAACUAUAACCUUGAGUGUCUGGGGAAUGGGAAGACUGUGUGUAAAUGUGGUGCACCCAACUGCAGCGGUUUCCUGGGAGUCAGGCCAAAGAAUAACCCCCCGUCAGAUGAUAAGGGCCGUAAGAAGAGGAAAGGUUACAUGAAACGCAAACAACAGCAGGAAGUGACCAAGGAGAGAGAAGAUGAGUGCUUCAGCUGUGGAGAUGGGGGGCAGAUGGUUUCUUGCAAGAGGCCAGGAUGUCCAAAAGUCUACCAUGCAGACUGCCUCAACCUGACCAAAAGACCUGCAGGGCGUUGGGAGUGUCCUUGGCACCAGUGUGACCUCUGUGGACAAGAAUCAGCCUCCUUCUGCGAGAUGUGCCCCAGCUCUUACUGUGUGGAGCAUCGAGAUGGCAUGCUCUUCAUCUCCAAGCUGGACGGGCGUCUGUCCUGCAGCGAGCACGACCCGUGUGGCCCUGAUCCCCUGGAGCCAGGAGAGAUCCGGGAAUACGCACCAGAGCAAGCCACCACCUACCCCGCCAAAGCCUUCUCCCUGAUCAGAGCAGAUAACAGAGACAACAGUUUACCUGCCCCCACCGGUCAAUCCCCGAACCCCACCUCCUCACCAGUGACAUCCUCUGGUCCUCCUAGUCCUUCACUUGCUUUUAACAUUGCUUUAAACAGCCCAUACUCACCUGUGUCCUCUUACGGAGAGGAAAAGGAAGAGGAUUUGGUGCAGCAGGAGGAAAGUAAAACGGACGAUAUGAAAAUUGCGGAGGAAACUCAUGAAAGAGGAGAUGGGAAUUAUGUGACUGAACUUCAGUUGUCGAUAAGGAAUAGGAGGGAAAGAAGAGGUACGAAAGUUAGCCUACCUCUGUGAAUCUGUUCACUCCAACUCUUUCACUCGACUGUUGUAAGACUUCAGUGUUUCCAUAGUGCAUUUGUUUCACUACAGUACUACAUACAUUGGAUGAAAUUUUAAAAGUUGCUUGAUGGAAGCAAAAGACAGUGGACCCUGCUGGUCUUAAUUUGGCUCACAUAGUUUGUUGAACCUGUUUACAUGUAGUUUUCUUACUGAAAGCUUCAUAGUUUUAGCAUACUGCAAUGGUAUAUAGGUGACAGUACGAAAUAAACAGAUGAUUUUUAGAUAACUAACAAUAUGUCUAGAUCAACAGCUUUAGAAGAAAUCACACAGAAGCAUCAUGAUUCAAAGUAACUCAUGAGAAACACUAUUUUUUCAUAAUAUUGACUAUUAAUUUUUGUUCUGUAACAGACAAUCUUCAACACUAAGAGUUUGAUUUGCACUUAAAAAAACUGUAUCUGUGAAACCCUUAUGGCCUCAUUACCGUAUUAUUUUGGCACUAUAAGGCUCACCAUUUAAUAAGGCGCACUAUCAGUGAAUGUGUUUUAUCUGGUCUAUUUUCAUACAUAAGGCACACGGGAUAAUAAGGUGCAUUUUAAGAGACACUAAGAGAACUUCUAAUUCAGCAGGUCUCACCGCUGGGUGGUGGUGGGAAGCAGCUAAGUUAAGUAAAGCUAAGCUAAGUAAACAAAUCUGUAAUGAAAAAGUCAAACAAGCACUGGAUGCUAAUCUGCAUAGGUUAAGCUAAGGCUGGGGCAUUAGCAUGAGCAGCUAACUGCUAGUGGUUAGUGGCUAAUGCCACCUGACAGUGCUACACUAAAGAACCCGGAGUGCUCUGGUAAGCCAGGGCGAUAUCAGCUAUCGGUUUGUCCCACAAAGCUUGUUUUAACACGGUAAACUCACAGAAUACAGUUCGAUAUACUCCUCUCUGACUGAAGAAAGAGCUCCUGCAGUUAGCAACUAUUGCUAAUGCUGCUCCAGCAGUACUAGCCGGGGUUAGCAGCAGGCUACAGGCCGAUAAUACUCACCUCCGAAGGGCUAAUGAGCUAGCGCGCUUAGCGGGUAAUGCUAAUGCUACUCUAGCAGCUGUAGCCGGGAAUAGCAGCAGGCGAAAACACUUACCUCUGAACGGGAAAAAUAGAGGUUAGUGGCUAAUGCUAUUCCAUUUCUGGUGCUGAAGAACUAAACUGAAACUCCUGUAUAACGCUGUCUGUACUUUAGCGGAGUGAAUUUACUGCUCCUUAAUACCUGACUGGUAGAAUUCAUACAUAAGACGCACUGGAUUAAAAGGCGCACUUCCGAUUUUUGGGAAAAUUAAAGGAUUUUAGGUGCGCUUUUAGUGCAAAAAAUACGGUAUACUUCUUGUGUAGAAUAUGUGAGGUAACUUACUCUAUUUUCAUUUUUAACAGAAGGCACACUGAAUUAUAAGGUGCAUUAAGCUACACUUAUACGAAUGCUGAAGUUAGCAAGGGUGUUGCCAUGUUUUCCUUCUAAUGGGGAAGCUCCUAAGUAAACAAAACUGUAAUUCUUAAAAAAUAGAUAAAUAUUUCAAAGUCAAACGAGUGCUGGAUGUUAAUCCAGACGUUUAUUUGGGUGCUUCUGUAUAUUUAAAGUAAACUUAGAUUUCCAGUAUUUUGCACAAGGGUGAGUUUUCAGUGGCAUUUCUCCAGCACUAAGGCUGGGUGUGGGAUCAUUAGCAUUAGCUGCUAACUGCAGCGCUGAUGGGAUGUAAUGACUAAGAUACCCUGAGUGUUCCGGUAACCCAGGGUUCUAUCAACUAGCUUUUAAUCCCAUGUAUCUUAUUUUAACACAGCAAACACAGACUACAGUCCAAUAUACUUGAAUGGCAAAAGAGCUAACGCUGCGGUUAGCGGCUAAUGCUAGUGCUGCUGCACCCAGCCUUCUUCACUGAAAACCCACACAACACUGCACUUAAGCGGAGUGGCUUUACUGCUCCUUAAUAUCUGACUGGUAAAAUUCAUACAUAAGGUGCACCGGAUUAUAAGGCGCGCUUUUGUUCUUCGGAAAAUUAAAGGAUUUUAAGUGCACCUUAUAGUCUGAAAAAUACGCUACACUUUUACACUUUGCUCACUAUGUCACCUACAUAGUUGCUGGACAAACUCUUUGUAAGUGACAGAACAGCACAAUCACUUGUGCAAGACAGGAUGCCUCCACCUUUUGCUUUCAGGAACAUUUUAACAUACAGGUGUUUAGUCAAUCAAAUGUAACAUUUUAUUGUGCUUUUAUAUAAUGAUUUUUUGUUCCUGAAUGUGGCAUUGGAUAUCCAUGGCUGGCGAGUUUUGAGAUUCUUAGGAAUCUAAGCUGAAAGUAUGUUGAAAUCAUGACUAAGUAGCCUCAAAUAAUGUCUGUUCAUACCUAUUUAACAUCAUCAGUAAUGGACAAAAUUAAGACCUUCAGUGCAGCACUGGCCUUUUGUGUGGCUUUAAGGAUGUGUGUAACAGUACAUAUAUACUGCUCCUACCUUUUCUUUCUUAAUGCCUUGGACUAAAAGCGCACAAAAAGUUUUGAUUUUGAUUUAGUGCCCAUCGGCACUCAAACAAACAAAAAAAAAUAACACUAUUAAUGUUUUUGAUUUUAGCAUCACCUGCUGGUAAGACUUAAAAAAUGCACAGCACCAUUGAUUGCCAUCCAAACUGUGUCCUCACUGAAUCUUCACUGAGUAACGUGUAAUAUACUUUUUCAUAAAUUGGCCUCCAUUUAUCAGUGGGUUGGAGUAAACGACUGAUUGAUUUAUUGUGUAUAUUUGUAUAUUGAAGCUCUAUACAAAAGUCACAUUACAAGCAGUUUCUGCAGCUAGCUCGGUGUUUUGUUGUACAGGUCACUGCAAGAAUUUGAACACUUCAUUUUUUUGAGUGACGCAUCCUCAAACCCUUCAACCCUUAAUUAAUUAAUAGCAUAGUGAAGUUACUACGUUAAAAUGCAAAAAAAGGCAACGGGGUUCAUCAUUACAGCCUGGCAGUGAAACUGUCUCUCUGAUUAGACAGAUCUGUUAUUGGAUUCUCUGUAUGUUUGCUCGCUCUCCUGCAUUUUAACAGAUGGGUCUCUCAAAAAAAAAAAGUUAUGUGGUACAACGUUCCUAAUCAAUCAGCUAGCGUGUUGCACUUACUUGUAGAGCGGUACAUGUUUUUAAUUGUAUUCAUAUGUACAGUGACAGCUUACAUUUUUUUACACUCCUCUGAGAACCUGCCAUCGUACUGCUUUGGUCCGCUUCAUGGUGGUGUAUCAGCUGAAUGAAGAAAAAAAAGAGAAAAUAAAAAAAAUACCUGCUGCCUUGUGAGAGAAUUUAAUUGUGCUGUAGCGCUUUGUACAUAAUAAAAGACAGUACGGAAAUUUCA